AUGUUCCUCCUUUAUGCGUCCUGGUCGUUGGUGUUGGCUUAUUUACUCUGGACAUUGAUACGAUUCACAAACAACUACUUGGAAGCUAGGAAGAUCGGAUUGCCAAUUCUGGUCUCCCCAGUCAAUCCAGGAAGCCCGCUAUGGCUGCUCACAAAGGAGCGACUCAUACCGCUCAUGGCGUCUUUACCGUGGGGACUAGGAGAAUGGGCCACCAGGGCAGAAGUCGGCUGGACAUUCUCCCAAAGAUACUCGGUGCACGCAAAGUACGGCGAGGCAUUUACCAUUGUCUCGCCCGGGACAAAUGAGAUCUAUAUUGCGGACCCCUCAGCCGUCGAGGAUCUACUCCGACGGCGUAAUGACUUCAUCAAAGACCCGGCCAUGUACGGAAUGCUGAAUUUCUAUGGCCCCAACCUUGACACCGUCAAUGGCAAGGUAUGGGAUCGCCACCGCAAAAUCACCGUCCCACCAUUCAACGAACAGAACAGUGCUUUAGUUUGGCGGGAAAGUGCGGAACAAGCAGACCAGGUGCUGGAAAUCUGGUCCGCGAAAGAUCUUGUCACAAGCACACAGCCAGACGUGCAUGCCGUUACCCUCAACGUGCUGUGCGGCGCCGGCUUUGGUUUACAUAGCAGCUUUAUUGAUUCGAAGCUGCCGGGAGGCGAGAAUGAGGCGCAGACACAGCUAGGAUAUCAAGAGAGCCUACGAACGCUGCUUUCCAAUAUCGUCCAGCUGGUUCUCUUGAACCUUCUCAAAAACGCCGGUGUUCCACGCUGGAUGUUCUUCGGCAAAAUGCAAAAGCUAUACGUGGCGUACGAAGAUUUCAAGAGAUAUAUGGGUGAGAUGCUGGCGAGAGAGAAAACGGCUUUUGAACAGGGCGAUCUGACGAGGCAUAACCUCAUGAGUGCGUUGGUUCGAGCCUCUGAACAGUCGAAUGAAACGGCACGAACCACAAAAGAUCCUGCCACCGCACCAGCAGGAUUGUCCGAUGACGAGGUGUAUGGGAAUGUCUUCAUCUACAACCUCGCGGGCCACGACACCACAGCUGCGACUCUCCAUUUCGCAAUCACGCUGCUCGCCGUCUACCCCGAAUGGCAGACGUGGAUCGCCAAAGAGAUUGACCAAGUCCGCAAAGCUGACCAGUCGGGUAUGUGGUAUUAUGAGGAGACCUUCCCCAAGUUGGAGCGGUGCCUGGCGCUCAUGUACGAGACAAUCCGAUUAUACGGACCCGUCGUCAUGAUGCCUCGCUACACGGGAGACUCUGCCCAACAUCUCAGCAUCCAAGGAAAAGAAUACAUCUUACCCGCCCGCACCUCGGUGACGCUCAACUUUGCCGCCCUCCACACCCAUCCACGCUACUGGGGAUCAGACCCCACGCAGUUCCGGCCUGACAGGUGGAUCGUGCCCGAUGAACGCGGGAAGGAAGAGGAGGAGGAGGGAGAGACCAGCGCCGUUGACGACUCCUCGCCCCGCCUGUUCCAACCUGCUCCCGGAUCAUUCGUGCCCUGGGCCGCCGGACCAAGAGUCUGCCCGGGCAAGAAAUUCUCCCAGGUCGAGUUCGUCCGCGUCAUUUUCGGCCUGUUCGCCAACGGCUCGCGGGUCGAGCUGGUCUUGGAACCGGGCGAGAGCGAGCAAGCGGCAAAGCAGAGGAUCAUGCAGAUCGUGAACGAGGCAAGGGUCGAAGUGACGCUGAAGAUUGUCGAUGCCGAGAGAGUCAAGCUCCGGUGGUCCAAGAAGGGUGGUCCAGUCCAGUCCUGA
Messenger RNA from Fonsecaea nubica, 1755 nucleotides. RefSeq lists its product as hypothetical. Gene Ontology annotation, molecular function: monooxygenase activity; iron ion binding; heme binding. The record is from RefSeq and is a predicted model, not a curated record. The transcript has 2 exons. The coding region runs from base 1 to 1755 and encodes 584 amino acids. Lineage: Eukaryota; Fungi; Ascomycota; Eurotiomycetes; Chaetothyriales; Herpotrichiellaceae.